Molecule: messenger RNA, 1500 nt
Organism: Miscanthus lutarioriparius
Lineage: Eukaryota; Viridiplantae; Streptophyta; Magnoliopsida; Poales; Poaceae
Source: the annotation of a GenBank genome assembly
AUGAGCGGAACCACCGAUGACACGGCCAAGGGAAACGCCGCCGCUGCCCUGUCGGCGCCACCGUACGAUGCCAUGCUCAAUUCCACGGCGUACGAGCGGUUGCGCGCGGAGCACCCGGCGGAGUUCGCGCCCGCGAGCGUCUUCUUCGCACACGAUGACCGGAGCGCCAUCGACCGGCGCAACAGCUUCCGGGUGAAGGCCGCGCUCGUCUACGAGGCCGUCACGGGCCGGCACGUCGACGACCACAUGCUGCGCGCCAACAGCCUACUCCUGGCCCUCGCCAGGAAAUGCCAUUCCAAAAUCAAUGGACAACCCGAAGAAGCAGGAGAUCCUGCGGAGGUGACAGACGAACGCUGGGACGCAAAGAAGAAGCGCGUGGUCGACGGCAUCUUCCUCGUCGUCGGCUUCCUGCCAAAGCUCAACGAAGCGAUCACAAGGAAGAACGCGGACCGCGACUCCGUCGACCAGAUCUUCAAGUCGCGCCACAUGCUCGACAUGGUCACGGACGUGAUCAAGCUCGAGAACCAGCUCCGGCUGCAGGACCUGCUCAACGUGGCCCGCCACAUCGAGGCCGUCAUCACGGAGACUGUAGAGCAAUCCGAUUUUAAGGACGUCAAGGAAUCCAUGGGACGCGAGUACAAGCUGGACGUCACGGAGCAGAACCUCGCCGACGUGAUCCACCGCUUCUGCUGGUACUACUCGCCCUUCUCCACAAAGAAGACCGCGGCGGCGCCCCCGGACAGCCCGUUCAAGGACGUCGCGGCCAGCAAGGAGACGGCGGCGCGCACGCUCCUGGACUGCCUGCACAUGAGCGUGGUGAAGCCGGCGCAGGGGAAGGGCGGGGCCGUCACCGGCAGGUCGUCUCGCAUGCCGACGGCGAGGGAUCUCCGGCGGUCCGGGGUCCGUCUCCAGGCCUCCGAGAACGGCCGCACUGAGAUCGAGUUCGCGCAGCCGACGGUGUUGCUGCCGGCGCUGGUGUACGACUUCAAGCUGGCCACGGUGGCCCGGAACCUCCUGGCGCGGGAGUACGAGGAGCAGAGCAAGCCCAUCACGCGCUACUUCCAGAUGGUGAACGAGAUCGUGGAAGACGUGGCCGACGUGCGGAUUCUCCGGCGCGCCGGCGUGGUCCGCGGCGGGUCCGGCGGCGGGCAGGAGGUGCACGAGCUGAUCAAGAGCAUCGACGGCCACGCCACGUACCCGUCCGUGUACAUGGCCAUGGACCGGGAGAUCGACAAGGUGAGAGAGUACCACGACCAGAGGAUGGCCAACUUCUUCGUCCGCAACCGCCCGGCGUCAUCUGGGCCUCGUCGGUGGCCGCCAUCUCGAUGGCGGCUAUCGUCGCCACGAGGAGGAAACGGGGCUGACGCCAACGACGAAGCAGCUGCCACUUUGGCAGCUAAAAUGGUGCGCCGUCACAUAUAUAUACGUAUCUACACAUGUACAUGUAUAUAUUGUAACUUGAUGUGUUGUAAGGCGUACCAUGGUCCGUACGUCGACUAG